CCUCAUGUCCUUUCGCCCCUCCCCCUCCCGUAGUCCCUAUAUCCUCCCCUUCCCGAUCCGCCCGUGUCUGCCACCCCCCCUAGGAGUCAGAGGCGACGGGCUUCACCCAGCAGCAGUUCGUGGAAAACGCGUCGCGGCUGGGAUGGUACGGUGGGUUCCAAUGUUAUUGUUCUCGUCGCUGGACGUCCGGGGCACUGGAUUCGUGGUACCAGCCGACGUGUCGGCUUGGUUUGACGCAGAGCACGCGUUCCACGAAAAGCGGAGCGCCUCGAGGAUGAAGCGCACGAAGAAUCCGGCAAGAGGCACGAGGAUCGCAGCACAGCACGCGUUGAAGAGCUUCAAGGUCUUCUUGCGGUCUAAGUGGAGAUACUUGUUCCACGCAUGGCGGGCGAAGCUCGACCGUGAUGGAUCCAUGACGGUUGCGCGGAAGGAGCUUUGGAAGACGUGUGCGGAGCUCGGCUGGCACGGCGACGUGAAUGCACUGUGGCACUCGCUGGACAGCGACGACAGCGGCUCCUGCACGCUGGACGAGUUUACAGUUGCGGAGGCCCGCCCCCUGGCGAUCUUCAGGCGCGCGGCCGUGGAGCGCUACGGAAGCGUCCUGAGGCAGUUCCGCGCAUUGCUGUCGGCUGCGAAGGUGAAGGGCCCCGGCGGGAGGCUCAGCAGGGCGGCCUGGGGGGCCGCCAGUACCAAGCUGGGCUGCCAGUACGAUGCCCCCGUGGUGUUCGACCUCCUGGACUGGCAGGAGGCAGGCAGCCUGUGCAUGCGCGACCUGCGCUGGAUGGACGCCUGGGCUCCCGCGGCGUGGCUAGCGGAGCAGCCGGACCCUGAGGCCGCUGCCGACUUCAAGAGGGCCCUCCUGCAGAAGUAUGGUGGCUCCGUCGUGAAGGCCUGGCGGCUGGGCCUGGACAGGGACAGCACCGGCACGGCCACGUUCAAGGAGGUCCAGCUGGCGGCUCAGAAGAUCGGCUUCGGAGGCAACGUGGCGGCCGCUUUCCUUGCCAUGGACAGCGAGAUGUGCGGCUGCGUCGCGCUGGACGCGCUGAGCCCCGAGGCCGCGCAAGAGCUGAUGCGCUUCCGUCACUGGGCAUUCCAGAUGUUCGGCUGCGUGUUGCUGGCCUUCCAGGCGCUGGACGCCGACCGCUCGGAUUCGAUCAGCUGGAGAGAGUUCAGGAAGGCCAUGCGGACCCAUGCCUACAAAGGCGACCUGGAGGCCCUGUUCAGUACGCUGGACGGCGACGGCGGCGGGACGAUAAGCAAAGCCGAGGUCGCUUUCCUCGACGACUGGUGCGAGCCCCUGUCCCUGCGCGGGGACGACGGCGGCGACGCCCAGCGGCGCCCCUCCGUGCCGCCGGGGCCCCCGCGCAGCCGCAGCGGCGGGCCGCCGGGCCCUCCAGAGGACCUGCCCCUCGAGGUCACCGACCCGCACUGAGGCGCCCGCGCGCCAACGCGGCCUUCGAGACGGGCCGCAUUGGUUAUGCCACACCCGCCGCGCGAGUGCGCGCGCUUCAGCGCGGCCGCAGAGAUGUGCCAGCCACCACGAAGGCCCCCGUGCUCCUCGCGCUGAUCGGUUGGACCGAGACUGGCGAGUGGGCCUCGGCGGUGGCCUCCGGCACGCCAGCCAAGAUCUCCGACCUCCUGGGCCCAGGGACUGCAGCCAAGCCGCAGGCGCCCCCGCCGCGGCCCGCGGGCAGCGCCCCCCG
Messenger RNA from Prorocentrum cordatum, 1703 nucleotides. Lineage: Eukaryota; Dinophyceae; Prorocentrales; Prorocentraceae. The record is from the annotation of a GenBank genome assembly.